Molecule: messenger RNA, 1804 nt
Organism: Pomacea canaliculata
Lineage: Eukaryota; Metazoa; Mollusca; Gastropoda; Architaenioglossa; Ampullariidae
Product: RNA polymerase I-specific transcription initiation factor RRN3-like
Exons: 16
Coding region: 67-1713 (548 amino acids)
Biological process (GO): transcription initiation at RNA polymerase I promoter
Cellular component (GO): nucleus
Molecular function (GO): RNA polymerase I general transcription initiation factor activity; RNA polymerase I core binding
Source: RefSeq, a predicted model, not a curated record
CAUCGCAGCAAGUUAAUUACUUGUUUCUCCCUUGAGGAGUAUAGGGACGGUUCUCAGCUAGUGAAGAUGGAACAAUUGAAAGAUAUGAACCAAAGUGUCACUGACUUCACAGAAGACAUUCACACCAUUCUUCUGAGGCAAAAUGAGAACACUAAAAAAAAAUAUGAUACUCUUUUGUCUUUGGUGGCAAAUCUAGAGACAAAGCCAAAGAUUGCAAUGGAUUACCUCAAACAACUUCGAGGUAAUGUCAUACUUUUGGGAAAAGAGCAUGAAAAACUUGUGGGAACACUAAUGUAUUUCCCAUGGGCAGAUCAAGAUGAAGAUGUGGUUACUGAGUACCAGGCGUUUUUGCUGAAUUUAGUUUCAGCUCAUCCAUACUAUUUAAGAGCUUGUAUAAAAAUGGUUAUCAGACACUUUUUUCCAGCUAUAGCAGCUGAGACACCGAAUCAAAGCAUGUCACAGAAUGGCUACCAAUUUGAUGCAGAAAGAUCUCGAGAUGCAAGAUUUAUUCGAGCACAUUAUCUGCUUCAAUCUUUGGCGAAGAUUGUUCCAAGCACAAGAUCAAUUCUGGUGCCAUUGCUUGGAGACUCUUUUCCUUUUGUCACUCGUGAUGUUUUUACACACAAGUCCUACACAAGGAAUGUACUGCAGGUGAUGCAAUAUUUACCAGACUUGCGCCUGCAGCUGUUGGAGCUUAUUGUUGACAGAAUGCUUCGACUGGAUGUUAGGGCUUCACGUAAAGAUAUAGAAGAAGCAGAAUUCAGCAUAAAUGCAGAGAUGGAUCAUGUUAAUUUUGUGUGUGGUGAAAAGGUGCAGCAAAAAUGUUACCAAGAAAUAACAUACAGUAUGAAACAUGAGGAGGCUGAACGAUUAGAUACAAUGAUGGACUUGGUAUUAGCUCAUAUUUAUCACACAUGCUACCCAAGUGGCCAAGAUGACUGGGAAGAAACAAAAAAACUGUUCCGGGAGUUGUUGUUUGUGUUUGACAAGCUUAUUUUCAUCACACAUGCGUCUAAUCAUACUCAGUUUCUUCUCUUUUACAUCUGCAGUUUUAAACAGCCUUUGUGUGAAAGGUUCAUUGAGUAUUUGUGGGGAAAAACAAAUGCCUCAACAACACAGACUAUUUUUAGAAAGUCUGCCGCUGGCUACAUUGCCAGCUUUCUGACAAGGGCUUCCUUUUUGAACAUCAGCACAGUUAAGUCAGCUUUAGAAUUGAUGAUGCAGUGGGCAAACAAAUACCUGCAACAGGUUGGUUCUGAAAGUCAUGCAGACUUCACUCAUCAUUCUCCCUUCUAUGCUGUCUGCCAAACUAUUUUUUAUGUCUUCUGUGUAUGGGGCCAUCAGCUUUUUGAGUCGCAUUUAGGUUUCAGAUGGAUUGAAUCUCUGAAGUUUCAGGAUCUGGUACACAGUAAACUGAAUCCACUACGAUUUUGUCAACCUUUCAUCUGCAAAACAUUUGCCUCCCUCAUGAGGAUGCACCAGCUGACAUAUUGUGAUACUAAAAUUGAAAAUAACAGUCGCUACAGUUUUGGCGUAGUGGAUGAAGUUUUGCCAGCCAUGUAUUCUUUUGAUCCAUAUCUUCUGAAAAAAUCUCUGAAGUGGAUAAAACCGCUGUACAGAGGGCAUAAUGAAAUUCUACAUUACUUUGAGGAAACAGAUAAAGAAGAUGUAGAUGAUUUUCUUCCCCAAGAAAAGACUUCCUGGAUCAGAUAGAUGCCUUCGAGUACUGAAAUAAAUUUCAUUAGGAAAAAUAUAAAAUUUCAGCUCAGAGUGACCUUUAUUGUUGUAUUGCCUUGAAUGUAGU